CCAACAUGCACCUUCCCUGUCUUUGGUAAAGAGGGGGAAAGCGUUGGCGUGGAAGACUAACAGCACGGAUUGAGUUAAAAUUGUUUCCUUUUCUUACUCAGCAAUAUACUGGCAGCUUUGUAAAAUCUGGACGGAAAAUUUUCCCUGCUCACUUGUAGAUCCGAUCACAGAGUAGCAGACAGCGCUCCGCUCACACCAGCGAGGGAGGCACCAUGAUGCACACCAGGAUUUUCAUUUUCACUAUUUUGCUGCUGUGUUCUGCGGCACAACACGGACGCAGGGAGACAGGAAGGCCCAAGGACGUGAUAGAGGAAAUCGAUGACAGACUCCAGCAGGACACCGACACUGAUCCGGUGGCUCAAAAAGCUGAAGACAUGCCCACAUGCCUGCUGUGCGUUUGCCUGAGCGGAUCCGUUUACUGUGAGGAGGUGACCCCCGACAUGACAAAAGUCCCCUCACUGCCAAAGGAAACGGCGUACCUCUACGCACGUUUCAACAAAAUCAGAAAAAUAGGAAACCGAGACUUCGAUGACAUGGGUAAAGUAAUCGUCAUGCUCAAACUGUCCUUCUCUUCAGUGACGGUCCUCUUCAAGCUCUUUGCAAACUUUUGCUAUCAUCUCCCAGCUACAUUAAGAAGAAUCGACCUGACCGGGAAUCUCAUCGCUGAAAUAGACGAUGGGGCUUUUUCAAAGCUCCCUAAUCUGGAGGAGCUGACUCUAGAAGACAACCGGCUGGCCAAACUUCCCAUCCUGCCCAACAAGCUGAUGUCCUUCAACGCCAACUCCAACAAGCUUCAAACACAAGGCGUAAAGGCAACUGCUUUUAAAAAACUCACAAGCCUGGCAUACCUUUACCUUGGCAACAAUAAGCUGACAGCCGUGCCUCAGCUCCCAGAGUCUCUCCACGUUGUGCACUUGCAUAACAACAAAAUCUCCACGAUAACAGACGAGACGUUCUGCAAGGGCAACGCCAGCUACUACAUCCGAGACAACCUGGCCGAGGUGAGACUGGACGGGAACCCCCUGCAGCUGUCGCAGCACCCAAACAGCUUCAUCUGCCUGCAGUCCCUCCCCAUUGGCUGGUACAACUGACCCCCGCCAGGAGAAGCUGUCCGCGACGGGAAAGAGAGCGCAAUAAAAGACAUGCUGACCGUGUAAAUAAAAGAAAGGCAGAACGUGAAAUCUUUAAACCUGCCUUCCAGUCAAAGAGCUUUAAUGUUUGUUUUUUUUUCCACAACUAAAUAGAAGGAAUAAUUAUACAACAGAUCUUUCACAAA
Molecule: messenger RNA, 1276 nt
Organism: Salarias fasciatus (jewelled blenny)
Lineage: Eukaryota; Metazoa; Chordata; Actinopteri; Blenniiformes; Blenniidae
Gene: ognb
Product: osteoglycin, paralog b
Exons: 5
Coding region: 213-1091 (292 amino acids)
Biological process (GO): articular cartilage development; bone development
Cellular component (GO): extracellular matrix
Molecular function (GO): protein binding
Source: RefSeq, a predicted model, not a curated record